This is a messenger RNA of Penicillium lagena, 7539 nucleotides long. RefSeq names its product Beige/BEACH domain protein. Lineage: Eukaryota; Fungi; Ascomycota; Eurotiomycetes; Eurotiales; Aspergillaceae. The transcript is spliced from 7 exons. Gene Ontology annotation, molecular function: protein binding. The record is from RefSeq and is a predicted model, not a curated record. Bases 1 to 7539 code for a protein of 2512 amino acids.
AUGGUUCCGCCUUCUCCGUCCUCCUCUCCCUCCGGGUCGGCUGAGCGUCUGGCUGAGGAGCUGACCCCGGUGCUCGAGCACCUCCAGAACCUCUGUGCGGAAGACACUCUGGCCCUCACGCAAGCUCUCACGGCCACCGAAUCCCUCUUACGGCUCCGACAUACGUUUAUCGACAAUGUCCGCCCCCGAGCUGCCAAAGAUGCAUUUCGGCAUCUUCGUGGCUUCGAGACCUUGUUGGACCUGGCCGAUCAGCUAGCGGAGCGGUAUGACCAGGACGCCUUAGCUCAGGAACAGCGAAAAGAUCUGCUAGGCGUGUACAAAGACCUUCUGGCGGUCAUGGCAGAGGGUUUGAAGGACCACUCGGGCAACAGGCGAUAUUUUGCCCGCCGGAUACCGGGAGGAGGGACAGCUGCACUGCAGCGAACUCUGGCCGUGCUUGUCCAGAAAAUGGACAAGGCCGGGAGCGACGCACGGCAACUCUAUGGAGCCAUCCUUGCGGCUGCUCUGUGCCAAGAGACUGUUUCUGGUAUUUUUGUAACGUUGGACACCAAGCUUCUCCAGAGUAACCAUUCCCCAACUCCGGAAGAGGUCCAGGAUGCCGUGAGACAAUGCCUGGGGCCUGCAGAGACCGUGGAGGUCCCCGAGAUCCUGGGACCAUUCCUCCGCGUGUGGGUGAUGCACUCAUCCGCCUCAUCAGACCACAAUAUGCAACACCUGGCGGUUCCUGCCUGUCUGUGCCACUUGGCCUCCCAAUCCCAACGGAAUAUCGUAGCCCUACAUGCCACCGGGAUGCUAACGUCAAUCCUUCCGCUCAUGUUUGAUGACAACCGAUCUGACACCGAGAAGGCACUCUAUCAAGAGCUUGCUCGGUUUCUCAGCGUCCAGGGCAUGUGUAGCUUGGACGAUGCUGUCACACUAUACCGCCGCGCCCAUGAAAGCCCCCAAGCUUUGAAGUUCCUUCUGGCUGCCCUCAAAGCUUCUAAAGAGCCUCCCUCAAUCCAGUUCGACCUGUCGCUGCAUGGAUACUGCUCAGUGGAAUUCGCGACUCUCGGCCGUUCCUUUCCUCCGUCUUCCUCAUCUGGCUACACAUUGACUGCCUGGGCUCGUUUCGAUGAGUUCGAUCCUAAGACGCAUACCACCCUUUUUGGGGCCUUUGAUCCAACCCAAACGUGUUUUCUUCUAGCAUAUUUGGAGAAGGAUACCCGCAACUUCAUUCUCCAAUCGUCAAUCCGCAGCUCGCGGCCCAGUGUCCGGUUCAAGUCGGCCUCGUUCGAGCCCAACCGUUGGUAUCAUAUCUGUGUGGUGCACCGAAGACCAAAGCCGGCGGGGUCUUCCCGCGCAUCUCUUUUCAUAGACGGCGAGUUCGUUGAGCAGUUGAAGAUCGAAUACCCCACAGCUCCGGCGGUUCAAAGCCAACACAGAGCACCGCGGAUCCAGGCUUUUUUCGGCACGCCACAGGAUCUGGCCAUGCGUCUUGGCAAGGGAGUAUCGACGUCUCGAUGGUCUCUGGCAAAUGGGAUUUUGUUCGAUGAAGCAUACAGCGACGAUAUGGUUGCCGUGUUCUACAAUCUGGGGCCCCGCUAUUAUGGCAAUUUUCAAGAUUGUUUGGGCUCUUUCCAGACGUACAAAGCAUCAGCAACUCUCAAUCUACGGAACGAGCAUCUCCACCCUGGCAAAGAGGAAGUGUCAGAUAUUGUUACAGCGGUUCGGCGACGAGCCAGUACUCUCGUUCGUGAGACCUCGAUAUUGGUUAAUGUAUCCCCCGUGGCAGUUCUUGAUGACGAUGAUACCAACAACGUCGAUGAGUCGCAGCUCCUCAAAUGUCUAUCUCGACAGGCGGCACGGAGUCUACAUCAGUUGACCAAGGCUGGUGGGAACGCAGUGGCAGUGAACGGUGGCACUCCAGCCAUUAACGAUUGCUUGACACAACCUCAGGGCGUUGGAAUUUUGACAGGGAACCCCGUCGUCACCGUUCCCAGAGCCUUGGAUGAUGCCAGUUGGUGUAUAGGCGGCUGCGCCGCGGUACACCUGAGCCUGGUUCAAGUAGCCGACACUGUUGAAGGGACUCGAUUAGCAGUGGCUGCUCUAUACGAAGCCGUGCAAGACAACUGGAGAAAUAGCGAGGCCAUGGAGAGAGAAAACGGAUACGGUAUUCUUGCAGCGAUGUUGCGUGAUAAGCUUGGGUUCCAGUUUGGCAACUAUACUCCAGCGGGGAAGACUGCUCUUCUCAACCCCAACAUCGAAGAGCAGGGUAUGCUGUCGCUUGAACUGCUGCGUCUGACGCUUGGAUUUGUGGGAUACAACUUUGAGCAUCCAAAUCGUUCAAUCAUCACAAACCCGCUGGCGUACCGGGUUCUGCUUAUUGAUAUGGAUGUUUGGCGAUUUGGAGAACCCCCGGUUGUUGAUCUCUAUUACGCGCAGUUUCGCACGUUUGUGUCCGAGAGUAACCAUCGUAGAUUCAACUCUAGAAGGCUGAGUCGCAUGCGUGUCAACAAGAAAUUUCUCGAAACCUUGAAAGGAGGAGACUUGACUCAAGAAUCGCUCAAACCAUGUUUGGCCACUCUACGUGUCUUGAUGGACAGCAGUCUGUCUCCGGAUUUCCUUCGCUCGCUUGCCCUCUCAAUCACAUACUCCCUGCACAAGCCGACGCCAGCUGCCAACCUUCAGAGGAAAAAGAGCCUUCGAUUUGCAGCAGCGUCCCCACGACCAGCCUCAUCAAAAUCCGACAAAUACACGCCUGGUCCCACGUUGGGACUGGAGAUGCUGCGCAUCUAUGCUUCCGUGCUGUGCAACCCUCAUGACCUGGUUCCGUUGAGGAAAUUUGCGAAAGCCGUUACGAAUAAGUGGCUCUUGUAUCUGUUGUCCGAGGAUGAACCCGAAGUCGUGGUGUUGGCUGCUCGAAUCCUUGCUCGAUUACUGGUUAUCCAUGGUGGCAGCUACAGCAAGAAGUUCACAGAUAGAAACGGUGGCUACAUCACCAUGGAACAUGCCUUCAAAAGGUGGUGGAAUAUUCCAGCUCUGUGGCCCAUCUGCUUUUCCAUAUUCUUUGGUCAGGACAUUGGUCUGAUGAAUCUUGAAAGACCAUUUGAUCAGUCGGGCCUACUCAAUCUUUUCUUCCUGAAUGGGGAGAUAAAGGUUCAAUUUCCGGAUAUGUUGUCCACCAUCGUGGAAAUGGUUAAGAGUGGUCUCAGAAGCAUUACCCAAGAGAAUGAUCCAAACGAGGAUGAGCAAGAGUCUCUGCAAUCGCGCACAGAUUGCCAAGACAAUCCCACAAUGGAUUCCAUCAAUUUAACCGGAAUCCAUCCGUCCAAGCGUGUCAUUCACGGCUCCAAUAUUCUAACCUCUGUGGUGCAAUUUCUUGCUGAGGCACGCAAAAGGUCUCAGAAUUUCCGGGAUUUCACCGUGCAAUCCAAUUAUGUGCAAGAACUGCUCUCAGUGCUGUAUCCAGUCGUUGUGGGCGUGGACGCUGUCGGCGCUGAUGCAGAACUCAAUUCACGAUAUGGCGGACUCAACUUCGACGAUAACAGCCUUGUCAUGCGGCCACGUUCCAGCGGCGCCAGUGUAUCUAGCCUGCACCCUUCGACAGUCGAGCAAGCCGAAAGCCCAGGUGAGAGCACUGGCUCUUUGCAAGGUCGCUCGUCAUUCAUUUUCAUCUCCUCCGACAAAGCCAAGUCACAAUCCUCUACCGCGCGCAUUCGCCGCGUAGUGAACCCUCGCUUUGUUGCCAAUGAGCCGGCUGCGAACCAUCCUCUUGUCAAAUCCGUCGCCGACCUAGUGCUCACUGUCUUCGAAGAUCAGAUUCUCGAACGCAAGGACUUUUCGGGUCUUGGACUGUAUUGGAAGACCCCCCCUGGCUUCCUCGACCAUCAGGCAUUUUUCAAUUCUUGGGUCUUCAACAAAUUAUUGUCGACAGUCCAGGAUAUUCCUACCUCUCUGCCUCGCCUGCUUCAUGAACCGCGUACCCUCAUCAACCUCUCGCGCUUUGCAACACACUUGGCUGAGGCGGUCUAUGAAGGGUGGUUCGUCAACGGCGCUGCCUCAACCCUUGAAUGUCUGGGCACCAUUCUCGAGUACCUUCAGCGCCCUGAUAUUUCUCAUCUGAAAAGCAUUCGGCUGUGCAGUCAGGCCGUUGCAACCAUACACUCGACACUCUACAAAGUAGUUUUGUUUCAGUUGUCGGAAGCAGCUGAUGAUGACGUGCUACCUCUGCUGAACCGCUUGAAUUACUGGCAGGUAGUGCUGCUUUCUGCUGCCGAAACACAGUCGAAGCAUUUGCAAUUGUUCUGCUAUCUCCUGUAUAGCAGUUUGAUCAGCGACAAGGAGGAUAUCCGUCUGUCUGCCGCGAGACUUUGGCGUAUAAUUCUCGUACAGAGACCCGAUGAAAUCACGAAUCUGCUGAGCCACGGACCUCCCAGUCUGCAAAAUCGACUUUCCGAUGGUUUUGAUGCGCUUUCAGGGAUGGAAGAUGAGGCGUUCAUACAGUGGAUCGAUGACCAGCGGGACGAUCUCGAUGCUUUGUUCUUUGGCAUUCUAUCUCGGUUGUGGGAGACAUUCGUUCAGGAGGAAAAAGCAGCCAGCGAGGACUCCGCAAAGCAUCGCUUCUCAAAGCGCAAAGAGAAGCUCAAGCAGUGGGCCCAUCUCGAGAAGUUCCAUGAGGACAUAAUUCGGAAGCAUUUUGCCACCCUGCCCCAUUGGAUCUCAAACAUAUCGGCGUCCGAGUUCAUGAAGUCCCAGCGAGCGCUACAAGAUCUUCAAGAUAACACCGUGUUCAUGUGGUCAGCCCUGUCCAAUCUCUUGCUGAAUCUGCGACGACCCGGUGGUCUCCUUGCUGAAGAGAAGGAACGGAAAUGGAGACUUGAUCAAACCGAAGGCCGCAGUCGCAUGCGGCUGCGUCUUGUUCCGGACGAGUCGGGCGAGCGACAAGAUUACCAGCCCAAGCGCAAGGCAUCCGAACCAUCCUCACUCAAAAUCGAUACCCGGUUGCGUGCACAGUCCGACGGGGGACAGACUAUCUCCACACCGACUGUGCUGACUGCUGAGCCUGCCGAGAAUGACCCCCAGGAUGGCGGCACCGAAAGUCCUAACAUGCUUGAGGAUAACUUCGAGAUGGUUGAGGAUCCCAAGCUUGAAAUCGAGGAGUACGAAGAUAAGAAUAGGAAGGUGAUGCGAUCUCUCCAUCGCGGUGACCAGGUCCAGAACGUCUGUAACAUGUCUCGAAUCAUCGGCCUGGAAGCCAUAGAGGGUCUCUUGAUUCUCGGAAAGGACUGCGUCUAUAUCUUAGACAAUUUCUUCCAAAGAGCCGAUGGCGAGAUCGUCGACGUAUGGCAGGCACCUGCCGAAGAGCGCGAUCCGUAUGUACGGAUGAUUGCUGGACGCGAAUCCCAUGACCGUCGCUCUCAAGAGCACGAAACAAGGAGCUGGAAAUGGUCGGACUUGGUCAGUGCAUCGAAACGCCGGUUCUUGUUUCGCGACGUGGGUUUGGAGAUCUUCUUCACAGACGGCACCAGCUACCUGUUGACCCUCUUCUCACCGAAGGCACGAGAUGACCUAUGUAAUCAGCUCGGACACAAAGCUCCGCAGGUCACGGGAAGCACGGGACAUUCCAGACCAGAAGAUAUCUCUCGAUUUGAAACGCUGCGCAGCCAAGAAGACGCGCCACAGUCACUGGGAUCCAAAUUCGCCAGCGUGUUUGGCCAUCUACCGGCCAAUCCAGCAACUCGAAAAUGGGUUCGGGGAGAGAUUUCCAACUUCCAUUAUCUCAUGUUGCUCAAUACGCUUGCCGGUCGGACAUUCAACGACUUGACCCAAUAUCCUGUUUUCCCGUGGGUUCUGGCAGACUACACGAGUGAAGAACUCGACCUCACCAACCCCAGAACCUUCCGAGAUCUCUCUAAACCAAUGGGUUGUCAGACUCUGGAGCGCGAAGCUGGCUUCCGAGAGCGAUACAACGCCUUCGCCGAAAUGGGUGAUAGCAAUUCCCCGCCAUUCCAUUAUGGGACCCAUUACUCGUCGGCCAUGAUCGUCAGCUCAUACCUCAUCCGUCUUCAGCCUUUCGUCAAGUCGUACCUCCUCCUUCAAGGCGGAACGUUUGACCACGCGGAUCGUCUUUUCUACUCUAUCCGCAAGGCGUGGGAGUCUGCAUCACGGGGAAACAUGUCCGAUGUGCGAGAGUUGACCCCGGAAUUUUUCUAUCUCCCCGAGUUCCUGGUGAACUCCAACAAAUACGACUUCGGCCUACUGCAAAACAUGACCACAGCCAUCGACUCGGUCGAGCUGCCCCCAUGGGCCAAGGGCGAUCCGAAGAUCUUCAUCGCCAAGCACCGCGAGGCGCUCGAGAGCCCAUACGUAUCGGAGAACCUCCACCACUGGAUCGACCUGGUCUUUGGCAGCAAGCAGAAAGGCGACGCUGCCGUCGAGGCCGUCAACGUCUUCCAUCAUCUUUCUUACAAGGGGGCCAAGGACCUGGAUGCCAUUGAUGAUCCUAUGGAGAGACUAGCUACCAUCGGCAUUAUCCAUAAUUUCGGUCAGACACCACACCAGAUCUUUCAGCGGCCUCAUCCGCAGCGCGAGGAUCAGCGGUACCGCGUGCCACGUUUGGAUGCUCUGGCGGAAUCGUUGACCCAGAUGCCGUUGUCUCUGGUUGAUAUUGAAGAACGAGUCGCCACCUUGUCAAUGAAGCAAGAUCGCCUGUUAUGUACUGCCGCUCUCCGGCUGAAUGUCCCACCCACCUACGAUCAGUAUAUGGAAUGGGGCUUCUUUGACGGCAGUGUCCGGUUCUAUGCUACAGAUAGCCGCAAGCUUCUGGGCCAUUUUGAACAUCUUCACGUCGGCCAGCUUUCUUAUGCCCACUUCGCCGAUUCUCGAACUCUCGUCACUUGUGGCACGGACUGUACAAUUUCCCUGUGGGCGGUCACUACCACCUCCAAGUCUGUCGACCUGCAGCCUAUCGGGUCGCUAUUUGGCCAUCGGGCCCCGGUUACCGUGCUGGCUGUCUCCCGCUCGUUCAGCGCAUUGCUCUCCGCAUCCGCGGACGGGCAGAUCAUGCUCUGGGAUCUAAAUCGCCGAUCAUUCGUCCGAGCACUUCCAGCCCAUGGGCCAGUGGAUUGUGCCCGAAUCAACGAUGUGACGGGGGACAUCAUAGUCUCCCGCGGCGGCAGAAUCACUCUGUAUACACUGAACGGCACGAUCCUCGUCGACCAGCCUGUUUGCGAAUCCAGCGAGGACCGCGUCCUCUCCUGUGUCUUCUACGAGGGCGCGAACAACGAGUGGCUGGAGCGCGAGCUCAUCCUGACUGGCCACACGCGCGGCGUGGUCAACAUCUGGGCCAAGGCCAUCCGCGGUGGCCGGUGCGAACUCGAGCUGAUCCGCCAGUUGCACCAUACUGACAGCAGCCGCGACAAUGGGGCCAAUAUCUCCGCGGGGAUCACCUGCAUUCUGGCGCUGGCGCAUGUGGUGUAUACGGGAGACGAGGCUGGUCGGGUAGUGAGUUUUUCACCCUGCAUUCUAAUUGAUCCUUGUAUAACAUGGGCUCUGGGCUGA